This is a messenger RNA of Epithele typhae, 2871 nucleotides long. Its product is annotated as WD40 repeat-like protein. The coding region runs from base 1 to 2871 and encodes 956 amino acids. Gene Ontology annotation, molecular function: protein binding; U3 snoRNA binding. Gene Ontology annotation, biological process: endonucleolytic cleavage to generate mature 5'-end of SSU-rRNA from (SSU-rRNA, 5.8S rRNA, LSU-rRNA); endonucleolytic cleavage in 5'-ETS of tricistronic rRNA transcript (SSU-rRNA, 5.8S rRNA, LSU-rRNA). The record is from RefSeq and is a predicted model, not a curated record. NCBI's taxonomy places the organism in Eukaryota, Fungi, Basidiomycota, Agaricomycetes, Polyporales, Epitheliaceae. The transcript is spliced from 5 exons. Gene Ontology annotation, cellular component: small-subunit processome; nucleolus; 90S preribosome.
AUGGAGUCUUCUGCUUCAAGACCCAAGCUCAGGACCGCCUUCAAGAAGGACCGGGUCAUUGCACCUCUGCACACCGCGGGGCCCGUCGCUCUCACUCCGGAUGGCUCGAGAUUGAUCACCUGCUUGGGCGAGGAGGCUUUGUUGACGGACGUCAAGGCUGGUGUGGAGAUUUGUCGCUUUUCCGGGGACACAGAAUCCAUCACCGCCCUCUGCGUUACUCCCUCUGCGUCCCACCUCGUGCUCUUCACGUCUUCUCUCUCCCUCCGCAUCUAUGAGAUACCGGCUUCUCUCGCCCCGCAGUCAAAACCCAUCAAACCAAUCCGCGUGAUCGCGCGCGCGCACGACGCACCCGUUCAUGUGUGCAAAGCGGACCCCACCUCGACCUACCUCGCCUCCGGCGCCGCCGACGGGGUCGUAAAGGUAUGGGACAUCGCUCGCGGGUACGUCACGCAUCUCUUCAAGGGCCAUGGCGGCGUCGUCAGUGCCCUCGCGUUCAACUACCCCUUCGACCCCGCCUCCGUCGUCCGCGAGCAGAAGAUGCAGCUCAUCACUGCCUCCGUCGACACCCGCAUUCGCAUCUUUGACCUCUCCGCCGCCGCCGCGCGCGCGAGCGGCGGUUCCAAGCCUGAAGCAGUGCUCGAAGGGCAUGUCUCUGUCCCUCGUGGUCUGGACGUCUCGCCGGAUGGCAAAUGGCUCGUCAGCGGCGGACGCGACUCUGUUGUGCUCAUUUGGGACAUAUCGGCCCCAACCGGCGCGCCUGCGGAGACGAAGAAGGGCAGCAAGGGCAAGGGACGGGAGACUGCGUACACGCCCGUGCUGCAGAAAACGAUCCCGGUGCUCGAGCGCGUCGAGGCCGUUGGACUCCUGCACCCUGACGAAGACCUCGCCGGCGCGCCAUCUGGAGCUGGGAAGCUCCGAUUCUACACCGGGGGGGAGAAGGGCUUGAUCAAGAUUUGGGAUGCGCGCGAGGGCAAAGUUUUGUUCACGCUCGGGCAAGAACACGACGACGCAGGCGACGACCAGGAGGAACAGCGACAGAUCGUUGACGCCAUCUACCUCCCAUCAUCCUCCACCAUCGUCUCCGUUCACGCGGACCAGAACAUUCUCUUCCACUCCCUCUCAAGCCGGGCGCUUAGUCGCCAAUUGAUCGGCUUCAAUGACGAGAUCAUCGACGCCGUUUUCCUUUCGCCCGCCCUACCCCUACAAGCUGCGCCUGCGCCCACGCUCUCCGAUACACACGUAGCGCUUGCGACCAACUCGUCGCUCAUCCGCGUCUACUCGACCACGGCGCUCGACGCCCGUCUAGUCGCUGGUCACGCGGAGAUCGUCCUCUGUCUUGAUCGGGGCGCGCAAGGCCGCGUGUUCGCGAGCGGCAGCAAAGACCGUUCCGCGCGCGUAUGGGCGGCCGUACCUUCCGGCGAAGGGGACGCUCCCGCAGUGCCGGAAUACCGUUGCAUUGCGGUGUGCGAGGGCCAUGCGGAAAGCGUGGGUGCCGUUGCGAUGUCGCGGCGGGCAUAUUCAGGCGAGCCGGACGCACCGACGGACAACCUCGGCUUCAUGUUCACCGGGAGCCAAGACCGGACGAUCAAGAUGUGGGACCUUUCCGCGGUCUCGCUCGCGGCGGACGACGAGGAUGGGGACGAGCCGGUGAAGUGCAAGAGCUUGGCGACGCACAAGGCGCACGACAAGGACAUCAACGCGCUCGACGUCGCCCCGAACGAUCGCCUCCUCGUCUCCGGCUCACAGGACCGCACCGCCAAAGUCUGGGCGAUCGAGCACGUCCCCGGUGCCGGUGCGCGUCCUGCGCGCGGAGAACUCAAGCUGCUCGGGACGUGUACCGGGCACAAACGCGGGGUGUGGUGCGUGCGUUUCGGGCGCGCGGAGCGUGUCCUCGCGACGGGCAGCGGGGACCGAACUGUGCGCCUGUGGAGCCUGGACGACUUCACGUGCGUGCGGACGUUCGAGGGCCACACGAACUCGGUCCUCCGCGUCGACUUCCUCAGCGCGGGGAUGCAGCUCGUGAGCGCCGCCGGCGACGGGCUCGUGAAGCUGUGGACCGUGCGCGACGAAACGUGCGUCGCCACGCUCGACGCGCACGAGGACAAGGUGUGGGCGCUCGCGGUGAGCGGUGAUGAGCAAACCAUCGUGUCCGCCGCCGCGGACUCGGCCGUCACGUUUUGGCGGGACUGCACUGAGGAGGAAGAGGUCGCGCGGGACGAGAAGCGCGAGGAGGAGGUGCAAAAGGAGCAAGACUUUGCGAACUACCUCGAGCUCCACGACUACCGCAGCGCGAUCCUCCUCGCGCUCAGCAUGGACCAGCCCGGCCGCCUGCACGCCCUCUUCGCCUCCCUCCCCUCCGUCUCCGCCAGCAAGCAGGACUCGAUCACGGGCCACCCCGCCGUCGACACCGCGCUCGCCACGCUGCCGCUGCCCGACCUCGCGCGCCUGCUCCGCACCGUGCGCACCUGGAACGCGCGCGCGCGCACCGCGCCCGUCGCCCAGCGCGUCCUCCACGCCGUCGUGCGCCUCCGACCCGCCGCGGACGUCGCGCGCGCGUUCGACGCCGAGGCGUCCCUCGCCGUGGCCACGUCCUCCUCCUCGGUGUCCUUCGGCGAUGGCGACGCACCCGCCGCGGUGCGGCAGGAGGAAGGCCGGGGCGCGACGGCGCUUAAGGAGCUCGUCGACGCGCUCAUCCCGUAUACGGAGCGGCACCUCGCGCGGAUGGACAAGCUGUUGCAGGACAGCUACGUCGUCGAGCACCUGCUGUCCGAGAUGGACGACGGCAUGUUCGGGGAGCUCGCGGAUGACCUUGAGGACGAGAACGACGUCGACCGGAUGGAUGUGGAGAGGACCGUCGCUGUGUCUGCGUGA